Molecule: messenger RNA, 2171 nt
Organism: Nycticebus coucang (slow loris)
Lineage: Eukaryota; Metazoa; Chordata; Mammalia; Primates; Lorisidae
Product: aldehyde dehydrogenase family 3 member B2-like
Exons: 10
Coding region: 96-1556 (486 amino acids)
Biological process (GO): aldehyde metabolic process
Cellular component (GO): cytoplasm
Molecular function (GO): aldehyde dehydrogenase (NAD+) activity
Source: RefSeq, a predicted model, not a curated record
AGAGGUGCUGGGCUGCCAGGCUUCUAGAGCACCAGCAGUGGGCAGAGGCAGGGCUGAGCCAAGGUAGGAGCAGAGUCCACUCAUUCGGAGGCAGAAUGUCUGGGAAAGGGAGCAAAGGUGUGGCAGAGGACCUGGGGCCGGAGCCCACCCUGGGGAUGGAUCCCUUUGAGGACACGCUGCAGCGGCUGCGGGAGGCUUUUGCUGCGGGGCGCACACGGCCAGCCAAGUUCCGGGCUGCACAGCUCAGGAGCCUGAGCCGCUUCCUUCAGGACAACAAGCAGCUACUGCAGGAUGCACUGGCCCAGGACCUGUGCAAGUCGGCCUUUGAAGCAGACAUAUCGGAACUCAUUAUCUGCCAGAAUGAGGUGGACCUGGCCCUCAGGAACCUUCAGGCCUGGAUGAAGAACAAGCCGGCUGCCACCAAUGUGAUCACGAAACUGGACUCGGCCUUCAUCCGGAAGGAGCCCUUCGGCCUGGUGCUCAUCAUCGCCCCCUGGAACUACCCCCUGAACCUGACGCUGGUGCCCUUGGUGGGCGCCCUGGCUGCAGGGAACUGCGUGGUGCUGAAGCCAUCAGAAGUCAGCAAGGGCACAGAGAAGGUCCUGGCUGAGGUGCUGCCCCAGUACCUGGACCAGAGCUGCUUUGCUGUGGUGCUGGGUGGGCCCCAGGAGACCGGGAAGCUGCUGGAGCACAAGUUCGACUACAUCCUCUUCACAGGAAGCCCUCGUGUGGGCAGGAUCGUCAUGACCGCUGCCGCCAAGCAUCUGACACCCGUCACUCUGGAGCUGGGGGGUAAGAACCCCUGCUACGUGGACGACAACUGCGACCCACAGACAGUGGCCAACCGUGUGGCCUGGUUCCGCUACUUCAACGCUGGCCAGACCUGUGUGGCUCCUGACUACAUCCUGUGCAGCCCUGAAACGCAGGAGCGCCUGCUGCCCGCCCUGCAGAGCGCCAUCACCCGCUUCUAUGGCGAUGACCCCCAGAGCUCCCCAAACCUGGGCCGCAUCAUCAACCAGAAGCACUUCCAGCGGCUGCAGGCACUGCUGGGUUGUGGCCGUGUGGCUAUCGGUGGCCAGAGCGACGAGAGUGAGCGCUACAUUGCCCCCACGGUGCUCGUGGAUGUUCAGGAGACAGAGCCGGUGAUGCAGGAGGAGAUCUUUGGGCCCAUCCUGCCCAUCGUGAACGUGCGCAGCCUGGACAAGGCCAUCGACUUCAUCACCCGGCGGGAGAAGCCUCUGGCCCUGUACGCCUUCUCCAACAGCUGCCAGGUGGUGAACCAGAUGCUGGAUCGUACCAGCAGCGGAAAUUUCGCAGGCAACGAGGGCUUCAUCUACAUGUUGCUACCAUCCCUGCCGCUAGGGGGAGUGGGGAACAGCGGGAUGGGCAGGUACCACGGCAAGUUCUCCUUCGACACCUUCUCCCACCACCGCGCCUGCCUGCUCUCCCACCCAGGCCUGGAGAAGCUCAAUGACCUUCGCUACCCGCCUUACACCGACCGGAGCCAGCAGCUUUUGAGGUGGGCGGUGGGCUCCUGGACAUGCACCCUCCUGUGAGGCCCGGCGGGUCACGGCAGGGAGCCGGGGCGCUCUGGCCCACCCGCGUCCUCAUGGCUUCUCCAGACCCUAGAGUCUCGGGGCCUCAGGUUGCUGGGCCAGAGCCAUGUGAAGGGGGCUGAGAAGCAGGUUCUGGCUACUACCCUGGAGGGCUGCUCAAGGGAGGCCAAGAGGCCAUGAAAUGUGACAAGCGUCCCCAUCAGCCCACCCCAAUUCCAGCCUUUGCUCUCUCUGUCAUGGUCAUGGCUGACGGUCCCAGACACUGAACAAAGACAGGGCCCCAUCUGCUUCAACGCAGCAACACCAAUGGCUUAGAGAGCCUUGAGCCCCUGCUGGUCUCUGCUCGCUGCUCUGUCCUCCAGGGACCUCCCCACAGCCCAGAUGGUCUCUGUAGCACCCGUGGCUCACAGUGCCCCACACUUACCCACAGCAGCCCCUUCCACCCAGAAAGCUUGGGUCUGCAAUGCUUUUCUGCUGCAGCCCUGCUGGGUGACGGGUCCCUUGACUUCCUCAAGCCUCAAUUUCCCUAUGUGAAAGUUGCCAGAACGAAAAUGAGGUCACUUAUGUCAAAUCUAACAAAAUGGAGGCAGGGGAGGCUGUGAAGAAGGCUUCAGG